Durusdinium trenchii is the source of this 3340-nucleotide messenger RNA. The record is from the annotation of a GenBank genome assembly. Lineage: Eukaryota; Dinophyceae; Suessiales; Symbiodiniaceae.
ACACGCCCUCAUCCACCGUCCCACGCAAUCUUGCUUUCGCCUCCACCGCGUCGCGACACUCGCGGCACGCGGCCGGACGGUGCGCGGCACGUGGCUGGGCGGCUAUGCCGCAUCCUCCUCUCAUCGAAGCGGUUCCUCUCCAUGCUUCAGCUCCGGAAGUGCUUUUGGGAGAGGCCUUUUUCAACGAGGAGACGAGCCCCGGGGACUCGACGCCGGGUGUGCCGUUGCCUGGAGCGGUCGUGCAUCCGCAGAAGUGGAGCGAGGGGCAAGUGAGAGAUUGGUGGGAACGCCGGACGAAAAGGCGGCAGGUGGAGGUCCUGUCGAAGGGCACCGACGGUCGGAACAUCAUGCGUUGGAACGUGAGCCGCUUUGAACAGAUGUGUAAAGACACCAGCCUAGCGAUGGCGCUCUACCAGGACCUGAGGAACGAAGUGCAGCGCUUCGAGCAUUUCCGCAAGACGGGCAUCGUCUUGAAGGCCAUGCCCAUUAUCAAUGGAGAACGGCGGCCCUCUGAGCGGAAUGGCUUGACCUUGAAGCCCGCACCAAGGCGUGUCGAGCCUAAGCCGGCACCAGAGAUCAUCCCAAAGAAGCCAACGGUGAGCCGUGCUCAAACUGCUCGGACUCCCUUGCGUGGAGAACGGCGAGAUAGCCAGCGGACGAACACUGGAACUGGUCCAGGCACCCGGCUUGGCGCCUCCGCCAAGGCCGUCGCGGCGCGGCGCGAGUCCAGCGCCGGAGCCGUGCAGCGCCAGAAGUCGGCGCCGCGCAUGCCCAAGCCCACGCCCAAGCCCGCGCCGAAGCCCACCGCCAAGCCGCCGCAGAAGACGGUCACACCGCUUGCGGGCGCUGGUCUUGCAGGCGCACCAGGUCAAGCGAAGGGCGAGAAGGAGCCGCGGAGGCGAUCCUUAGUGAUGGAAGAUCUCGGCGAUGCCAUGCUCCAUCAACUGAGCACAUCCGCGAAGACCGCGGAGGACACAGCGAGUCCAGCGUUGCCGCAGGAGGGCACCGCGCAGCCCAAGGCAGUGGAUGACACAGUGGUGGUUCGCAGACCCAAGUCUGCGCGUGUUGAGAAGGUGAAAGACGAUGAUUCUGAGGAGACUCGACAGAUGUUCGACAAGCGAGAGCUGCGGAAGCGCCACAAGGAGCUCUUCGAGCAGCACGUGGAUCAGUGGCGACGAAGACAGACAGAUUCUUCGAGCCCGGAAGCUGAACAAUGUCGGGUACGAGUCUAUGUGAGGAAGCGCCCUCUAUUCGAAUAUGAGAAAGAAGAAGAAGAGUUCGAUGUGGCCACGGCCUUGGGCCGCAAAAUCGUCAUCCACAACUGCCUCACGAAAGCUGACCUUCGUUCCCUCUUCAUUUCGCACAUGGGCUUCCAAUUUGCACACGCCUUUGCUGAGUCGGUGUCAGAGGAUGAGGUCUAUCGGCAUUGUGCAGCCGAUGCGGUCCAACACAUGUUGGCUGGAAAGGUGGCCACAGUCUUCAUGUUUGGUCAAACUGGGAGCGGUAAGACGCACACCAUGAGCGGCCUGUUCCGCCGGGCGGCGCAGCACAUCUUUCGGUCUGAAUCCUCGGUGACGUUGACGGCCUUCGAGAUCGCUGGGAAGGUGAUGCGCGACCUGUUGGAUCAGAGUUCCAAGGAGUUGAAGAUCCGAGAGGAUAAGAGUGGCAAGACACAAAUCCUUGGACUGCAAGGGUCAGACAUUUCAUCGCCUGAUGCGCUGCUGAGUGGUUUGACCCAAGCGCAAGGCGGUCGGGCCACUCGCGCAACACAGGUGAACGAGACUUCGUCGCGCUCCCACGCGGUCUUUUGCAUCACCAAAGGUGAUGCCACCCUGACGUUGGUGGAUUGCGCGGGCAGCGAGCGAAGGGAAGAUGCCACGCAGCACGAUGCGCGGAGCCGCAAGGAUGCCGCUGAAAUCAACUCGACCAUCUUCGCGCUCAAGGAAUGCUUUCGUGUCAUGCGAUCCUCCAAAGGUCAGCCGCCCUAUCGGGAGAGCUUGUUGACUCGUGUGCUGGCCGACAGCUUCGGUAGUGCCGAAGCCUUGGUGGUGGCCAUCGGCACAGUGAGUCCUGCGGCCAAGGACACGGAGCACUCCAUUGGAACUCUCCGUGCACUUCAGCAGCUGCAAGGGACUCAAAUGCUCUUUGAUGAGCGGGAAGAUGUCGGCAAGCCCAAAGCUGAGGUGGAGAAGCCCAAGGAAAGCCAUCCCAAGUCAUGGUCCGAGACAGAGGUGCGGCAGUGGUUGGAAGAGGCUGCUGGUGGUCGUGCCAAACAAUUUGCUGCCUGUGUCUCCAAGGGCACCGACGGCAAGAAUCUGCUCCGCUGGCCCAAUGUGCGCUUUGUACAGCUCUGUGGCGGAGAUGACGAUCUUGGCAACAAGUUGUACCAGGUGGUGCUAGCUUGGAACCCCUUCUUCCCCGCUGGAAGAAACACGGGAGGACGGGGAAACGACGAGCGGAGCUUUGGCGCCAGGAACUUCGGGUGAAGAUGCGCCUCUAAGGAUCCUGCUGCCAGCAGGAGCCCCUGGGAAUUAUCAGUUUGAGCCCUUGAGCGACUGCCGCGCUUCUUGCUUAAGGCUCGAACUUUGGAAUUUCUGAUCUUCCGGCCUAGAGGAGGUAAUACCUCACCUUUUUAGUCUCUAGACUGGACUCUAGACUUUAGAUUCUCGUGGUGGAUUCGACACCGCAUGUUGCUUUGCAUGGGUUCCCACGCUUGUGAAUACAAGCGUCACAAGGGGGGCACAACUCGCGUUUCUGGGGCAAAAGAGGUUUCGCGCAGGGUUUGGCCUGCACGAAUCCGACUUCAGGUGCGCAGGCUGUAUUGACUGUAUAGUGCUUCACAGGUUCCGAGAUGAACACCACCAAAUUCUGCCUAGCCAACAACUCCCACUGCUGAAUUGUAGCCUAGUCAGCAUUUUGAUUUGGUCAACGUGCUUGUGCGAUGCUUGGUGGAUUAGCAGAUGUGAAACAUGUGUUCUUGUACAUUUCUCAGGUGCAAACCCUGGGAGGGUAGGACUCAGGCUUUAAAAGGCUUCGGAACAACUCAACGGGGGCAACUCUAGAUUUGGGGAAUCACCAAGAGAUCAGGACAGCAGUGCCAUUGUUUUUGUGUAAUAUAUUGGCAAUUGGGCCUGGUCUUGUUUCUUAUUUGUUGUUUCCUUCCUUUCUUCUCUGCAUGAGGUUACUGUAAAUGUCUGGAGCACAAAGUGGCACAAAGACCCAAAAAAGGUUUUGACCAGUCGACCAGCCUUUUUGUUGGUGGAGGGAGAGCAUGGCAGCAUGGUCAGCGCAGAACAGCUGUUUGCAGCCUUUGAGUGAAGUUGAGCAGUUUGUAACUUAG